AUGGUCCUCGUCCUCUGCAUCGGCGACCUGCACGUCCCGUCGCGCGUCGCGUCGCUCCCGGCCAAGUUCCGAUCCCUGCUCGUCCCGGGAAAGAUCCAGCACGUCCUGUGCACGGGCGACCUGUGCGACAGAGAGACGUACGACUACCUGCGCGCGAUAUGCCACGACGUCGUCGUCGUCAAGGGCGCGCGCGACGACGAGAGCGCGGCGUCGCGCCCGGAGCGCAUCGUCACGGUCGUGGGCGACUUUAAGGCGCGUUCUGUUGUACACUGGUCCCCGUACGACCGCGUUGGCGUGGGUCCCUCGCUUUCAAUCCCCGCCCACGACGCCUUUCAACUCCAUCUGACGCCUUUGAACUCCACCCCGAUAUCAUCGCUCGUAUGGAACGGCCCUAAGAUCGGACUCACGCACGGACACCAGCUCAUCCCGUGGGGGGACGUCGACGCGCUCGCGCACUGCGCGCGGGAGAUGUGCGUGGACAUCCUGGUCACCGGGCACACGCACCAGUUCAAGGCGCACGAGCACGAGGGGCGGCUGUUGAUCAACCCAGGGAGCGCGACGGGCGCGCCGGGGGGGGGCGCGGAGGCGCGUUCAUAUUCUAUUUCCACACCGGUCCCCAUACGACCGCGUUCGCGUUGUGAACUUCAUUCCUUAAGGACUUUCUCUCCCGGCGCAUCUCUCCGCCAAUCACCCCUCGCUUUCGAUCCCGACGACACACCUCGACGCCUUUCAACUCCGCCUCUGACGCCUUUCAACUCCACCCCGACAUCAUCGCUCGCACGGACCGUCGACCCUCGUCAGCCGGGGCGAGACGCGCGGCCGUCGUUCGUGCUCAUGGACGUGGACGGGAGCCGAGUCACGGCGUACGUGUACGAGCUGGUGGGGGACGAGGUGAGGGUGGAUAAGAUUCAGCAUUCGAAGGCGUGA
Molecule: messenger RNA, 927 nt
Organism: Micromonas pusilla CCMP1545
Lineage: Eukaryota; Viridiplantae; Chlorophyta; Mamiellophyceae; Mamiellales; Mamiellaceae
Exons: 2
Coding region: 1-927 (308 amino acids)
Biological process (GO): retrograde transport, endosome to Golgi; intracellular protein transport
Cellular component (GO): endosome; retromer complex
Source: RefSeq, a predicted model, not a curated record